Schistocerca piceifrons (Central American locust) is the source of this 1314-nucleotide messenger RNA. Its product is annotated as zinc finger protein 726-like. Gene Ontology annotation, biological process: regulation of transcription by RNA polymerase II; central nervous system development. The coding region runs from base 1 to 1314 and encodes 437 amino acids. Gene Ontology annotation, cellular component: nucleus. Gene Ontology annotation, molecular function: RNA polymerase II cis-regulatory region sequence-specific DNA binding; DNA-binding transcription factor activity, RNA polymerase II-specific. The transcript has a single exon. The record is from RefSeq and is a predicted model, not a curated record. NCBI's taxonomy places the organism in Eukaryota, Metazoa, Arthropoda, Insecta, Orthoptera, Acrididae.
AUGAGUGAGUAUUAUGUCUUAACUGCUGGCAACCAUGAAACAUAUGGCUAUAGUGAUAAGCAUGAAAGCAGCAUCUUCUUGAAUAGUGAUCCAGUAGUUUCUGUUGCAGAAUACAAUGAUCAGCCUUCAUAUAAGGAAACUAGGAAAGCUUCAAAGAAGUCCUCUGACAUGUGUAACACACAAACUGCAAAUUUUGCAGAGAAAACAAGUGAUUAUGGAAUUUCAUCUCCAGCUGUUAAUAUCAGUGCCCAGGCUGAUCUACCUACUGCAAAAAGAACCAACAAAUGUGAUAUUUGUGGCAAAUUGUUCACUAGGUCAGGUGAUCUCAAGAGACAUGUAUUCAUACACAGCAGGAAAAGACCGCACAAAUGUGACAUACGUGACAAAUCGUAUGCCCAGUCAGUUCGUCUCAAGACACGCAUAUUAAUUCGCACUGGGAGGAAACCUCACAAACAUGAGAUUUCUGGGAAAUCUUAUGCUAGGGAUCUCAAAACACAAUCAUUAAUUCACACCGGGAAGAAACCCCACAAAUGCGAUAUUUGUGGGAAAUCUUUUACUACGGCAGGGAAUCUCAAGAAACACACAUUUAUUCAUACUGGAAAGCAACCUCAUAAAUGUGAGAUUUGUAUGAAAUCUUUUUCUAGGUCAAACGAUCUCAAGAAACACGCAUUCACGCACACCGGGGAAAGACCUCACAAAUGUGAUAUUUGUGGGAAAUCGUUUGCUUUCUCAAGCAACCUCAAGAGACAUGUAUUAAUUCACACAGGAAAGAAACCUCACAAAUGUGACAUAUGUGGGAAAUGUUUUGCUGCGUUAAGCAAUCUCAAGGCACACACGUUAAUUCACACUGGGAAGCAACCCCGCAAAUGCGAUAUCUGUGGGAAAUCUUUUGCUACGGCAGGCAGUCUCAAGACACACUCCACAAUUCACUCUGGAAAGAAACCUCACAAAUGUGAGAUUUGUGGGAAGUGUUUUACUGUGUCAAGCAGUCUCAAGACACAUUUAUUAAUUCACACUGGGAAGAAACCCCACAAAUGUGAUAUUUGUGGGAAAUCUUUUCCUACUGCAGGCAGUCUCAAGACACACUCACUAAUUCACUCUGGAAAUAAACCUCACAAAUGUGAGAUUUGUGAGAAAUGUUUUACUGUAUCAAGCAAUCUCAAGACACAUGUAUUAAUUCACACUGGGAAGAAAGCUCACAAAUGCGAUAUUUGUGGAAAAUCUUUUGCCAGGGCAGGCAGUCUGAAGAGACACUCACUAAUUCACACUGGAAAGAAACCUAACAAAUGUGAGUUGUGGCAAGUCAUUUGCUAG